UGCAGGACCAAAGAAAAUUUGAUUGUGGACUGCACAUGUCCUUGCAGGGAGCUAGCAGGGGGCCUGUGAGAUAUCAUAAGGAUUCCUGGUACCAGCUAGCUGCUUCCCUAGCCCAAAAGAAAAUGAUGCUGUGGAGUCGUGCAGAAUGAACGAGAAUUGCUGGUGACACUACGCAGAGUGCCGCACCUGUCGUUGCAGCGCAGGACUGUUCUGGAGUACAUGUAAUUGUGUUUUGAAGACGACGAAUAUCAUUGGCUGGACCUUAGAAUCCAGCUCUUAAAAUCUGCUCCCGAUGCGUCGCGCAAGGCUUGGCAAGUACGCCAUCUUCGCCGCGAUCGUAGGGUUCGCCCUGUUCUGUGUCGUGACGUUCAAUGUGUUUCAGUCAGCCAGCGAGAAGGGUAGUGCUGCCCUGGAGCUGGAAGUAGGCCUGCGGGACGCGCAGGUCCGCGUACACGACACCCUUUACGCGGAGGAUGACGUGCAAGUUGUUAUCGGGCCGCCUAGGAAACAUAAGUUUUCUAAUAUGAGCCACAAUGACAUUCCAAUGUUCAACUUUAAGCAAGAAGAAGAGGACAGACGGAAUAAUGCCGUAAAACCUACGAAGGCCCUAUCAGUCGAUCAGCAGGAACUGGCUAACCUCGUCCGUGCCGGCUACAAAGAAUAUGGCUUCAACAAGGUUGCAAGUGACCAUAUUGCGCUGGACCGGGACAUCCCGGACACGCAGCACGCAAAGUGCAGAGAGCGCAAAUAUCCGCACGACCUGCCCACUUGCAGUGUGGUGCUAAUCUUCCACAAUGAAGCAUGGUCGGUAUUGCUGAGGUCCAUACACAGCCUCAUGCGCAGAACUCCUGAACAUCUGCUGCACGAGAUUAUCCUCGUCGACGACUUCAGCACGAAACCUCAUCUGAAAGACCCCUUGACGGAGUAUGUGGGUCGCUUUGGCGGCAAAGUCAAGGUCAAGAGGCAGAUUCGUCGUGCCGGUCUAACACGAUCGCGCAUGGCAGGCGCGGCGGAUGCCACGGGCGAUAUCGUCGUCUUUCUGGACUGCCAUAUCGAGGCGAACGCCGGUUGGUACGAGCCGCUGGCGAUGCGCAUCAAGGAGAACUACCGAACGGCCGUGUGUCCCACCAUUGAUGUCAUUAACCAGGACAACUUCAACUACGAAGGGGUGACCGACCCGUUCGUGAUGGGCAGCUUCAACUGGAACCUGAUCUACACGUGGCGUGGUAUCCCACCGAGAAUUCGCAAGGAGGAUGUCAAAGACGAAACGUCUGAGUUUAGGUCGCCAACUAUGGCUGGUGGUCUCUUCGCCAUGGACCGCAAGUACUUUAAUGACCUUGGCACGUAUGACUGGGAAAUGGACAUCUGGGGAAGUGAGAAUCUGGAGCUUUCGUUUCGCCUGUGGAUGUGUGGCGGUCGGCUGGAGUUUGUGCCGUGCUCGCGCGUUGGCCAUGUGUAUCGACGAGCGUCGCCGAUCAGCUUUCCGAAAGGCGUCGGCAAGACAACGCAACGCAACGCAAGACGAUUGGCAGAGGUGUGGUUGGAUGAGUACAAGAAAUUGUUCUACGAGACCAGCUCACCAGACAUCAUGAAGGUCGACCCUGGAGACUUGAGUGACCGGCUUGACCUUCGCAAGCGGCUCAAAUGCAAGUCCUUCGACUGGUUCCUGCAGAAUGUUUUCCCUGAACAUUUCGUUCCAGAUCCAAAGUUCAUGAUGGCAUGGGGAGAGCUGCGUAAUCCCGAGUCUCAGAUGUGCUUGGACAUGAUGUCGAAGAAGGAUGCCCAGACGCCCGCGUCACUUUAUCCAUGUCAUGGUCAAAAGGGGAACCAGGGCUUCUUCUACACAAAGUUGAGGGAAAUUCGACACGAAGAGCUGUGCUUGGAUGCGUCGGAGAGCAAACCAAACGCCAAGGUGAUCUGGUACGAGUGCCACGAGAUGCAGGGGAAUCAGAAGUGGAUCAACAAGGACCAUAAGGUCAUGUACCAUCCUAAUUCCAACCAAUGCCUGGACAGAUCUAGCUCCGCCUCCGGCAGCCAUCUAGUCACCAAUGUCUGCAACGGCGCAAAGUCACAGGAAUUUGUGUUCGGCUCGUAUUCCACGACCAACGUCUAAACUGCACGGAGAGUCAUUCGAUGUUUGCCUGUCCGCAGGUCAGAGUUUUGCUUGUGUGCUGACGAGGGCAUGACGAUGGCUGACAUCACAUGCACGCUGUUGAUGCUUGAGUAACUCAUCCUCCACUGGAGCGGCAUGCCGCGCCAUCUCGGAGUUCUAGUUCCGCCAGCACAUUGGCGAUGCCACAUAGUUUACUGCUCUCUCCUGUCUCUUGUGUCACCUGUCUCGUGUCUGUCUCUCGCUCUCAGUCCCUCGCUCUCAGUCCCUCGCUCUCAGUCCCUCUUUUUCUCUCUCUCUCUCUCUCUCUCUCUCUCUCUCUCUCUCUCUCUCUCUCUCGUGCGCGCACUUCCUGUCACCUUUCGUUGCAUGCGGUUGAGCACUCACUUGCUAUCUCUCUCUCAUAUGAUUCCGUGUUGCGGUGCUGUGUACUUGAGCAUGGAGAAGAAGGGUGUUGAAUUCUGUCGUUGGCACAACAUAUUCUUUUGCUUUAUUCAGUAGUACUGUCUGUGGAGGUUGGCGGUCAAGUGGCUGCUACGCAUAUCCCUCCCGCUGCUCCUGGGCUUUGACAUUGCUGCACUGUGCCAGUCAACUGCCAGCACCUGUCCACUGUGAGCCAGGAGCGGGUUUUGCUGCGCCGCUGUCGCCGGUGCAAGUGCUAGGUCGUAUGCAUGUAACGCUGGUGGCUACCAUCAACUCUGCCCGUGCGUUUUUGCUCACACCAACUGCAGCAGCAAUUGUGUGCACCUGUGCGCGGCGGCGCGUGUACAUGUACAUGUACACCAGUACCCGAGCUGCAAUGCUGUCGAUGCUCUUAGCCGUAAGCGGCCGACGCCUGUCGUGCACGCGAGUGCGGGCGCGUGUGUGGUUUGCACCUCGCUUACCGAUAGCCUUCUGUCCGCUCGCUGCCAUUCGGGUCCCAGUGUGUGCCCCAUUACCCUGGUGAUCAAGCUGCUACAGCAUCGUUACCCAAAUGUAUAAUAAACCCACCCUGUUCUGAUAUUCACCCGUGCGAUUUCGGUUAUAUCUGCCGAAGUUUACCUCUUUGUACCUCAAAUCUAGCACCUUUCUAUAUUUGCUACAUCGUGCCUGCCUGCCUCAGAUUGGUAAACUUUUUUAUUUAUCACGGGGCUUGUUUCCUUUGCAAUGUUUAUCAUUCUCCAUUGCUCUUUCCUUUCUUCCACGUUCCAGUAGAUAUAAUGUAGGUUAACUGUUGUCGAAUUUCUGGUAUCCAAGACUUAGAAGACUUCUUGUGCACGUGCAUGCUGUGGUGUCCCAGGUGUCUCUUGCCAAGUCUUGGUGUCCCUUC
Molecule: messenger RNA, 3419 nt
Organism: Sycon ciliatum
Lineage: Eukaryota; Metazoa; Porifera; Calcarea; Leucosolenida; Sycettidae
Product: polypeptide N-acetylgalactosaminyltransferase 1-like
Exons: 14
Coding region: 293-2113 (606 amino acids)
Biological process (GO): protein O-linked glycosylation
Cellular component (GO): Golgi apparatus
Molecular function (GO): polypeptide N-acetylgalactosaminyltransferase activity
Source: RefSeq, a predicted model, not a curated record